UGUAAAAUUAUUCUUAUGGAAUUUUAUCGUUACAACAAUAUUUUGUUGCAUUUUGUAUUAUAUACACAAAAAAAAAUAUUUUUUAAGAAAAUACAGAGUUGUGAUACCGCAUUCUAUCUUCUGUAGCAUUACAUUAUUUUAAAAAAUGUUUGGAAGAAAAGCAUGUAAACUCAUAACAGAACUAGAUUUAUCCGCUGAUAUUCUACCAUUUAAUGAAAUAGUAGUUAAAGAAGUUAUUGACGAAAUGCAUUUUCUCUAUAAAGCAAAUAUGUCUGAUAGUAAUGCUAUUCGGAACGAUGACAAUAUGGCAUUAUUACCUUCUGUACAACUUCGACAUAUAGCAUUGACCAGAAAUAAAAGAUGUCUGUUGACAUAUGUAUAUAAUAGGAUGAGAAGAAUAAGAGACCUACGUUGGGAAUUAGGAAGCAUUUUGCCACCAGAAAUAAAUUCAAAUCUAUUAAACGCUGAAGCCCAAUGGUUUCAGACGUACAACAAAUCAUUAGCUACAUAUAUGAGAUCAUUAGGAGAAGAUUAUGGAUUUAAUAUCACAGCAAAUAUGUUACCUCCAAAGACUCCUUAUGUAGAGGUAAAAUGCGUGACAGACUUUGGAAGAUUGGAACUCGAGGAUGGUCAAGUAAUUUUAUUAAAGAAAAAUACAUAUCAUUUAUUACCCAGAGCUGUAUGUGAACCACUUAUACGGCAAGGUAUUCUUGAACAUAACAGCACAUAAUUUGUUACUUUUAUAAUUUGUUAUAAUAAAAAUAAAAUUUAUUUUUAUUCUUUUUA
Molecule: messenger RNA, 786 nt
Organism: Megachile rotundata (alfalfa leafcutting bee)
Lineage: Eukaryota; Metazoa; Arthropoda; Insecta; Hymenoptera; Megachilidae
Product: DNA replication complex GINS protein PSF1
Biological process (GO): DNA replication; DNA strand elongation involved in mitotic DNA replication
Cellular component (GO): GINS complex
Source: RefSeq, a predicted model, not a curated record